This is a messenger RNA of Rhagoletis zephyria (snowberry fruit fly), 1908 nucleotides long. The record is from RefSeq and is a predicted model, not a curated record. Lineage: Eukaryota; Metazoa; Arthropoda; Insecta; Diptera; Tephritidae.
AUGAAGGCAUUCAGAAUAAAAUCUGUGCCCAAUUUUUGUUUGCUCAUACUCACAUUUUGCUACCUGCUCCAAAGUAGCAUCCAGGAAGACCUUAUCGACGAUCAGCGAAAUGAUUUGCCGGUUGAAACCAUCACUGUUGAAGAUGAUGUUUACGUUUUAGAUCAGUCCAAUUAUGACAGCUUCAUUGCGACUCAUCGAGUGGCUCUUGUUGCCUUUCUCGCAAGCUGGUGCGGCCACUGUACAGCUUUAAAGCCAGAGUAUGCUGCAGCUGCAAAAAUACUUAGCGAAGAUAAUAUCGCACUGGCAAAGAUUGACGGACCAAAAUAUUCUGAUCUCGCCAAAUCUCAUGACAUUCAAGGAUACCCUACAAUGUUUGUCUACCUCAACGGCACCAAAAUUGAAUAUGACGGUCCGCGAACUGCUCAAGGAAUCGUCGAUUACAUGCGCUCAGUAGCUGAUCCAAACUACAAACCACCUGAAGAUUCGGUUUUGACAUUAACCGAAUCGACUUUUGAUUCGGUGUUGGCCAAAGAAUCGCUCAUUUUAGUGGCAUUUGUUGCACCAUGGUGUGGGCAUUGCAAAAGAUUGAAGCCCGAAUUCGAGCGUGCGUCAAAGCGAUUGUUGCAACUUCCGGUUCCGAUCAAACUAGCCAAAGUUGAUGCAACUGCCGAAAAGGAACUUGCAACCAGAUUUGAAGUAAAAGGCUACCCAACAAUUUUCCUUUUUCGAAAUGGUGGGGCAAAACAGCAAUCAUACAAAGGACCUCGAGAUGAAAACGGCAUCGUCGAGUACAUGAAAUCGAUGCAGAAAUCUCCCAGCAAACUAAUCCAGUCUCGGGAGCAGCUGCGAAAACAAAUUCAAAACGACGUGCCAACUGUGGUAGGAUUUUUUAAUCCUUCACAAGAUUCUUCGCUUUUUGAUCUUUUUAUAGACGUCGCAUACGAUCAGUUUGAUGCGGCUAAUCAUUUUGUGCACUUAGAAGACGAAAAAUUAGUUUUCGAACUGAAGCAAAAACUAAAUUCAGUCAUCCUUUUCGUACCCCAGUGGUUUAAAAGUAAAUACGAGCCGAAUCAGUAUAAACUCCAGCUGGAUGAUUCGAGUAGUUCUGAACAAAUAAUGCAGCUCAUAAGAAACCACAGUGCUCCAUUGGUUGGUUAUCGAAAUGGAGCCACAUAUUCUCUGUACGCUGGAAAGUACCCACUGGUUGUCGUUUACUAUGAUGUAGAUUUCAGUUUUGAUCAUCGAAAGCAAACUUUGCUGAUUCUCGAACAAGUUCAAAAAGCGGCAAACAACUUCAAGGAACAAGGCGUGCAUUUUGUAAUUUCAAAUGAGAAAGACAGUGAACAAGAGCUUAAAGAUCUUAAACUAGAAGACAGUGGGGAGGACGUCAAUGUGGCCUAUUUUGCCAGUCAGAAGAGGCGUUAUGCGAUGGAACCAACAGACGAGUUUAAUGCGGAAAUUCUUACUGAGUUUGUGCAACAGGUGCGCAGCGGUGAUCUAUUGCCAGUAAUCAAAUCUGAGGUGAACCCAGCAAAAAAUCCUGUUAAAAACUUAUGGACAGUUGUAGGUGAUACUUUUGAUCAGAUUGUGGUACAGCAAAAGAAGGAUACUUUAUUAGCGUUUGUAGCCCCUUGGUGCGGACAUUGCAAAGCAUUUUUACCCGUUUUGACAGAGCUGGCAGAAUCGCUCACAGAUGAAUCAGCUAAAAUUCAGAUUGCUAAAAUUGACGGCACGGCAAAUGAUUAUCCCGAACAAUUUGAGGUAACAGGCUUUCCCACAUUGUACUACGUCUAUGCUUCAAAUCCGUUUACACCGACUGCCUAUGAUGGCGACAGAUCACUUGAAGAUCUGAAAAAGUUUGUUCAUGACAAUUUACAAAAGUCAUCACUUGCCAAAGACGAACUGUAA